AUGGAAAUGUCUAGAGGAAGCAACAGUUUUGACAAUAAGAAAACUAGUUGUCAAAGAGGUCACUGGAGACCUAUUGAAGACGACCAUCUCCGGCAACUCGUGGAACAAUAUGGUCCCAAGAACUGGAAUUUCAUUGCUCAACAUCUUUGUGGAAGAUCAGGGAAAAGUUGUAGAUUGAGAUGGUAUAAUCAACUUGAUCCAAAUAUCACCAAGAAACCUUUCACUGAGGAAGAAGAAGAGAGACUUCUCAAAGCUCAUCGGAUUCAAGGGAACCGUUGGGCUUCUAUAGCCAGGUUAUUCCCCGGGAGGACUGAUAACGCUGUCAAGAACCAUUUUCAUGUCAUCAUGGCUAGACGCAAACGUGAAAGCUUAUCUUCAACGUCUACUUCUACGUUCAACCAAAGUUGGCAUAAUAUAUUAAGCCCUAGUUCUAGUCUUACAAGGCUUAAUAGAUCCCAGUUUGGUCUAUGGAGGUAUGAAAAGGAUACGAGUCGCGGUCUCUGGCCUUGCACUUUUGUUUCAACACCUAGAGAUGAUCAGUUUGGAUCUUCAUCGGUCUCAAAUAAUGUACGCAAAGAUGAGAGGGGAAAGUCGAAAGAGUUGAUGGAUCAUCAGAAUAAUGCAUUUCAUGCAGCUACACCAGAUCAUAAGAAGAACUCAGGUGAAGAUGGACCAUCCACGGGAGAUGAUGGUGGGAAGAAAAAUGUUGCUUUCAUUGAUUUUCUUGGAGUUGGAUUAGUUUCUUAG
This is a messenger RNA of Eruca vesicaria subsp. sativa (arugula), 747 nucleotides long. NCBI's taxonomy places the organism in Eukaryota, Viridiplantae, Streptophyta, Magnoliopsida, Brassicales, Brassicaceae. The record is from the annotation of a GenBank genome assembly.